UCAACACAAUCAUUGGCCAGUAGAGUAGAGGCUGUUGGAUGACCGGCGGAAGAAAAGAACAUGUACUAAAGGCGAACGUUGUCGAUCGAGCAGUUUGCUGUGCUCCGAUCCGUCUGAAAUUCUCAAGCCAGAAUCUAGCUUAGCUAGCCCAGCCAACACCCUCAGAACGGCCACGCACGAAGACACGUUCCUCUGCAAGCAAAGCAGCAGCAGCGACUGCACGGCCACCCCACCGCCCUACCAACGGCGGAGACACGACGCCUCCGCAAAUCAAGUGAAAACACGGCAGGGGGCCAGCGGCUAGCUCGUUGCUAAAGCUGCUAUUUUGGCGAGCACAUGCACGCUUUAUAUGGCUGCCGUUCCCAAAGAUGCCAAGCUAGCUAGCCGCCUAGCCCUUCUUGCUGCUCCUUCUCCUUCUCCUUCUUCUCCCGCUCCACUCCAUUCCCCGGCUCGAUCGCCGCAAUGGCGCUCCGACUAACGCUCGCCGCCGUCGCACUCGCCGUCCUCGCAGCGGCGGCGGCGAGUGGCGCCAGCGCCCCCGCCUCGGCGCUGGGGAUCAACUACGGGCAGGUCGCGGACAACCUCCCGCCGCCGCAGGCGGCCCUGGUGCUGCUCCGCGCGCUGAACGCGACGCGGGUGAAGCUGUACGACGCGGACGCGCGCGUGCUCCGCGCCUUCGCGGGGUCCGGGGUCGACUUCACCGUGGGCGUCCCGGACCGCCUGGUCCCGCGCCUGGCCGCGGACCGGGGCGCGGCGGCCGCGUGGGUGCGCGGCAGCCUGCUGCCCCACCUCCCCGCCACGUCCAUCACCGCCGUCACCGUGGGCAACGAGGUGCUGUCGGGCACCGACGCCGCCAUGCACCGGGCGCUGCUCCCGGCCAUGGAGGCCCUCCACGCGGCGGUGGCCGCGAGCAACCUCACCUCCCGCGUGGCCGUCACAACGGCGCACUCCCUCGCCGUGCUGUCCUCCUCGUUCCCGCCGUCCGCCGCGGCGUUCCGCCGCGAGGUGGUCCCCUACAUGGCGCCUCUGCUCGGGUUCCUGGCCCGCACGGGCGCGCCGUUCCUGGUGAACGCGUACCCUUACUUCGCGUACAAGGCGGACCCGGCGCGGGUGGACCUGGGCUACGCGCUGUUCGAGCCCGGCGCAGGCGGCGUGGCCGACGCCGCCACGGGGCUGCGCUACGACAACAUGCUCCACGCGCAGGUGGACGCCGUGCGCGCCGCCAUCUGCGCGGCCAACUACGGCAGGGCGCUGGAGAUCCGCGUGUCGGAGACCGGGUGGCCGUCGCAGGGCGACGACGACGAGGCCGGCGCCACGCCGGAGAACGCCGCCAGGUACAACGGCAACCUCAUGCGCCUCGUGGCGCAGGGCAAGGGCACGCCCGCUGCGCCCGACGAGCCGCUGCAGGUCUACGUGUUCGCGCUCUUCAACGAGGACCAGAAGCCCGGCCCGGCGUCGGAGCGGCACUACGGGCUGUUCAAGCCCGACGGCACCCCCGCGUACAACGUCGGCGUCAAGGCGCCCACCAUCACGGUGCCCAAAGGCAGCGGGAGUGGGAACGGCACCGGCACUGGCGGCUUGGUUGUGGCGCAAGGACCCGGCGGCGCCGACGGCGUCGGGCCGGGCACCGGGUACUACACCGUGUCUGCCGCAUCAGUGUACAAUGUGAAGAGCAGACAGCGGCGGCGGCGGAGCCUGGUGGCGGCGGCUGCCGUCCUGGCCAUGGUGUCCGGGCUCUGGUAGUCUGGGACUGGGAGAGAACAGAUGACGAGAGACAGUCCAUGAAAGUGAGCGCACGCAUGCAGCUGAGGCAUAUCGAUCGUAUCAUAUCAUAUGCCAGCGAAUUCGAUUGAUUCAUCGUAUGGCUUGUAGCUGUGCUGAGGAAGACGGUAGACAUGCAUGCCUGUAUGUAAUUCAUGAUUCAUACACACACACACACUUGAUACUACUGCUCUGCUCUGGCCUCUGGUCGUUCUUCUCUUUGCAUUCGCAUCGAGUGGUGGGCUUUUGCAUAGUCGCUGGGCAUCUGCCGUCCGAGCCCACCAUCUCGUGAACCUUUUUUCUGAGCCCACGGACCCGGAAUCCCAGGCUCCAAACUCGGUCACCAACGGAGGUGGCCAGCGACGGCGUGGGCUCUUUUCCUUUCUGGACUAGGGCAGAAAAGCAAGAGUUUGGGCCAACUUAAAAUACAAUUGAUUUUACUCCUUUUCUAUUUUCCUCUCGUGUAACUUUUGAGUUAUUUCUUGGAGUGAGGGCAUGUUUUCAAUCCCUAAAAUUAAUAGUUAGUUGAUC
This is a messenger RNA of Zea mays, 2292 nucleotides long. RefSeq names its product glucan endo-1,3-beta-glucosidase 14. Bases 463 to 1743 code for a protein of 426 amino acids. Lineage: Eukaryota; Viridiplantae; Streptophyta; Magnoliopsida; Poales; Poaceae. The record is from RefSeq and is a predicted model, not a curated record. Gene Ontology annotation, biological process: carbohydrate metabolic process. The transcript has 2 exons. Gene Ontology annotation, molecular function: hydrolase activity, hydrolyzing O-glycosyl compounds.